Molecule: messenger RNA, 3389 nt
Organism: Penaeus vannamei (Pacific white shrimp)
Lineage: Eukaryota; Metazoa; Arthropoda; Malacostraca; Decapoda; Penaeidae
Source: RefSeq, a predicted model, not a curated record
AUGAAAGGGUGGACGGUUGCCUGGAUAGCAAGCAGGGCAACAGACAACGCAAUAGGCAGGGGCGCAGGCAGGUUUCAAGGCACCGUGUUGGCAGGGCGGCAGGCGAGAGUAGAGACUGAGCAACAGGCAGGCAGAGGCAGGAUGGUGGGCAAGCUGCGAAAGUGGAGCAGCGAGUGCGGCGGCGACGGCAGCAGCGUGGGCGAGGAGUUCGUGGAGGGCGACGCAGGCGCCGUGCCCGUCACUCUCUGCCUCGUGCUCAUGAUCAGCUACAUCUGCGGAGGAGCCGCUGCCUUCGCUUACGCCCACCAGUGGUCCUUCCUGCAUGCCAUCUACUUCUGCUUCUCGUCCCUUACUACGAUCGGCUUCGGUGAUCUUGCUCCUGAAACCACGCCCAAUGUCGAUACGGGUGUCCAGAUGGCGCUCCUGGGCGCGGCGCUCUACCUACUGGUUGGCAUGGCACUUAUUGCCACCUGCUUCAACCUCAUGCAGGAGCACAUGACCAACCGUGGCUACGGUCUUGGGCGACGCCUCGGCAGCCUCAUGGCUACAAGCAGCAGUGGCAGCAAUCACCGCUUUCACCUGGACGAUACCUGACAUAUGGAGACGGUGGCUCUCUUCACCUACGGUUCGGGCUGCACCCCCAAGCACUCAGGCAGCAAGCCCUCUACGCUGUCGCAGCCCUGCUUGGUCAACACCAGUUGCAGCCUCGCCAACAGCACCAACGCUCGGCCUCUUAACUCCAGCCUGACUAACACCAUCUACAAGGUCACACCUGAUGAAGACAAGCUCGUGACCCCCAACAACACCCUGGGCAGCAUCCCCCGGACCGGCAGCCCCCUACAGUCCCCUGCCGACUUGGCCACCAGCCCCGCCAAGGCCAACAACGGCAGGGACAAGUGUGACACGCUGUACGGCACACUCCGAAAGGAGCUGCCGCCCACCCUAAAGGCCGUGCCUCCGCCCACCAUCCCUCCCUCAUCUAUUACGCCCUCACAGACGCCCAUGCUAUCUACGCGUACCAAAAAGACGGUAACAAUCUGCGACUCGGCCGACAUCGGGAGGGCAGUCAGUCCCCUUUCCCCGGAGAGGAUAUGACACGGCCAAUGAUCGGUUGCCUCGUACCUGUAUUAGGGGUCCGCGUGGCUUGGGAACGUUUCCACGACUGUGGCAAAGUCGUAGCAAACCAGACUCGUCAUAAAAAAAGUCUGCUCCACGUUGUAUUCAGACAGGGAUUCUGAUCUACGUGAAGUGACAAAACAAAGUUUGAUGUGUGAUUCGUUUAGUUCUAAACGUGGCACAGACGGCCGAAGUUCCGCUUGUCAGCAAGCGGGAUGUGAUCGGAUAUGUGAAAAUAAGUUAAUACAUAUGACGUGACACUCUGGCUCACUACUGACGUGUGCUGGCAUUGACCGACAAGGGAUGCCAGGAAGAUUCCCCCAGCUAAGGCGGGCGUGAGUCAAAAGACUUAUGUGUGUUUGUGUAUGCGUGUGUGUGAAUAAUAAAAGCUGUCCCUUUGUAUUGUUCAUGUCUCCUCUAUGUUCCAAGGCUGUAUAUCUUGUAUUUUUACAUCUGUGUAAGAGGUCCAAAAGAAAAAUAAAGAUUUAAACAAAAGAAAUAUAUAUAUAUAUAUACAUAUGUAUAGAUGCAUCAGUGUGACUACAUUUACUGUAGGUGCCGGACUGUUGAUAAUGCUGUGCGGUUCUUGCUUGCAUUACGAGGGAAAGUUUUUUAGCUUGUUAGAGACGGGUUUGAGAUACAUUGUAAAAUUGUAAUAUCUAUUUCGCAAUAUCAUAUUGUGAUUUUAUAAGAGGAUUACUGUUUCAGUGUUAAAUUUUGAUAUAUUACUCAGAGGUAUAAAGAAUUUUAAAUCUUAUUUCCUUUAAAUGACUAAUGACAGAAAGUUCUGACUGAUGGUGACAUUGUGGAGAAAUGUCGACAUUUCUUGAGAGAAAUUCGAAUGUCACCUUUGGUGAUGUUUCGGAAUUCCUAGUUAUAACAUCUUCAAUCUGAUGAUGAUAGUAGUUUAUUUUACAUAUAGAAAUCAUAUCCCAAUAUCCAAAUGAUGCCGCGAAAAAGCGACAAAUCGGAUGACAAAUUUCUUACCAGAAAAAAUUUAGUCUGCAGCUUGUAAAAUGUUUCUGCCUUUCUUUCUUUCUUUUCUUUUUUAUUUAUUUUUGGUAACAGGGUUGUUCAGAAGAAAGAGACGUGAAUCAAUGUAUUGCAGUAUACUACCAGUAAAUAAAGAUGAAGAUUUAUGGUUCAAACGAAACAGAAAAAAGGAAAUGUGGCUAAAUACAAAUAUCAUACAAAUAUCACGAAAGUAUAUGAUUGUUCGGAGGGGCCUCCAGUGAGGCUAAAUAUGGCGCGUGCAGUGCAAUGACUACACUUUGCGGUUUGUGUGCAGUGGGUGAUUUAUUCUCUACGAUGUGUAAAUGUGACAUUGAUGUUGUCACCGCUUGUUACAAGUGUGUAGCUCUGGCUCGUAAAAACAGGCUGGAUUUCAAGGGCGGUUGUUACUAAGUAGUGAGGCGCCGCUGAAUCUGCCAUGCAGCAGUGUGUUGUUCAGAUCAUGCGCAGCUGCGUUGACAGUGUCAUGUACAAGGUGGCUGGAACUGCCUAUCGCAUUCAGCUGCAUUGCUGUUCCCAGAAAUGCCAGAGCAGCUGUUAUUUGUGGGUAUGCUACCCAGAGCAUAACUGCCUAUCAAAGUGUUAGGUGCGGAUAUGUAGCUAUGGCUGAUAAUGUAAAGUGAAAGUGUGCUGCGAAAUUCAUUUUCAGAUGGAUAUCACCAAAUGAGUAUUGAGUAAAAGAUCCGAAUGUUAUUGUUAUCACUAUAGCCAUUUAUUUACAUUUGGCAUGAAGAGGCGUAAUGUAUACUGUAAUCAGGUAUGUAUCAGAUAUACAGCCAGGUAACCAAGUGUGAACCGUGACAUAGCUGGAAAAGUAUUCUAACCAGAUAUGUACACAUAUACACGUAUGUGAUCAUGUAUUUGUAUGGACCACUGCAUUGUCUGUAUGCCCACGCAACACACCUUGGAGUAUCACACAAGAUAUGGCUGUGUGUGCGUGCCAUAUAAGCCAAGCUAGCGAUGGUAAAAGGAGAGCAGCUGUGUUCAGCUAGUUUUGAAAGACCAUUUUCAGAGAGCUAGAUGAAGUGCGAUUAUGUGAGAGUUCGAGUCGCAGAGCAGCGCGCCGAAGCUCCUGCUGGUGCAGCUGCGCUUGACGUCAGUCUUGGUGGAGGUGACAACCCAGAUGUUGCUUUGCUCCAGCGGAACUUUCCCGGGUUUAGGUUAUUCAUAGAAAGAGAUUGUAAUUGUUUCGAUGUUUAAUGCAUAAUAAUCUUUCUGUACUUGGAAUUGCCAAAAGUAGUCUAAAUAAAUUACUGAAUUCG